Molecule: messenger RNA, 2284 nt
Organism: Aethalodelphis obliquidens (Pacific white-sided dolphin)
Lineage: Eukaryota; Metazoa; Chordata; Mammalia; Artiodactyla; Delphinidae
Gene: UBOX5
Product: U-box domain containing 5
Exons: 5
Coding region: 147-1760 (537 amino acids)
Biological process (GO): protein polyubiquitination
Cellular component (GO): nucleus
Molecular function (GO): ubiquitin protein ligase binding; ubiquitin-ubiquitin ligase activity
Source: RefSeq, a predicted model, not a curated record
GGAAGUGGGGCUGUGCGGCCCGGGGGUAGCUGGAGGAGUCGCCGAGCCGCGGCCACUCGCGGGAGUGGCGACUGGUGUUGCGGCGCCCGUGCUCCACAGGCUCAGGCUAUUUCUGAUGCUUGGAAGCCAUCCUUUCAGCCGUAAGGAUGGUAAUAAAUCUUUGCCUCCCACAGUUCAGACCAAGAAUUUACUGCAACAAGAUAUCAGCUGAUGGUUAUGAAGUAGAAAAUCUCAUCUCUGAAGACCUCACAAAGAGAAGUCAUGGUUUUAGGACAGAGUAUUUCAUUAAGCCACCAGUCUAUGUGACAGUUUCCUUUCCCUUCAAUGUGGAAAUCUGUAGGAUUAACAUAGACCUCACAGCUGGGGGAGGCCAGAAUGUCACUGGCCUGGAAAUGUAUACAUCUGCCUUGUCCAGCAGAGUGUCUUGGAAUACCCCCGAGUGCCAGACCCCAGGCCCAGAUGAGCCAUCCAUUCCGGAGAAAGAAGCGUUCACUUUGGUGGGCAAAGUCUUGUUGAAAAACCAGAGCCAAGUGGUGUUUAGCCACAGGGGCUUCAAAGCCAGGCCACCUUUUGGCCCGAUGGAAGCCACACUUCCCUCCCCUGCUGUUGUGGCCCAGGAGCUCUGGAAUAAAGGGGCUCUUUCUCUUAGUCAUGUGGCCCAUCUCAAGAUUUGUAUCACCCAUGUGACAGGCAGUGGUAUCCCUUGUAUCAAGCGGUUGGAAGUAUGGGGUCAGCCAGCCAAAACCUGCUCUCAGGAGGUGAUAGACAGUGUUUUGCUGGUUGCCUCAGAGAGCCUCCCUCAGGACUUGUCUCUACAGGCCCCAGCCUUGCCCAUGGAGAGUGACUGUGAUCCUGGGGGCCAGUCUGAGGGCCAGCAGGCCCCCUCCAGCCUCCUGGAGCUGGCUGAGGUAAUUCGGGAUGUACCUGAAGAGUUCCUGGAUCCCAUCACCCUGGAGAUCAUGCCUUACCCCAUGCUGCUGCCCUCAGGCAAGGUCAUUGACCAGAGCACGCUGGAGAAGUGUAACCGUAGUGAAGCCACAUGGGGCCGAGUGCCCAGUGACCCUUUCACAGGAGUAGCCUUUACUCCGCACUCCCAGCCCCUGCCUCACCCCUACUUGAAGGCCCGGAUCGACCAUUUCCUGCUCCAGCACUCCAUCCCUGGCUGCCACCUGCUUGGGAGAGCACAGACUGCAUUGGCAGUGACCCCUUCUUCCAUUGCUCUGCCCUCUCAGAAAAGGAAGAUGGAGCAGGGUGAACAUGCCCCAGACAGUAGCCUUGGCUUAAAUGCUUCCUGUUUUUCUACCACAAGCCUUCUGGUCUCACCCACUACCUCAGAACACACUGCUAAGAAAAUGAAAGCUGCCAGUGAGCUCAUGGAUUGUUCAACAGGUCCAGUAUCCCAUGAGCAAAAGCUGUCGCAAAGCUUGGAAAUUGCCUUGACGUCAACCCUUGGCUCCAUGCCCUCCUUCACAGCUCGGCUGACCAGGGGACAGCUCCAGCACCUCAGCACAAGAGGGAGCAAUACUUCCUGGAGGCCAGGCUCCAGCUCGGAGCAGCCUGGGAGCAUCCUGGGCCCCGAAUGCACAUCCUGCAAAAGAGUGUUCUCUCCCUACUUCAAAAAGGAGCCCGUGUACCAGCUUCCCUGUGGCCAUCUCCUGUGCCGGCCCUGCCUGGGUGAGAAGCAACGCUCCCUGCCCAUGACAUGCAUAGCCUGCCAGCGGCCAUUUGCCAGCCAGGACGUUCUGCGGGUUCACUUCUGAGUGACUAGCCUCAACCUGAGAAGACCCAUCGCUGGGAGGAGCUGAGGAGGAGCGAGUGGGGGGUCAAAGCUCCUGGGGUCUGGCCAGGUCCCAGGCACAGGGGGGCCUCUGCUUUCUCGCGGGCUUUCCCUUUGUCUCCUCCCACAGCAUAGCACAUGGGCCUGCGGUGUGAGGGGUCAGGGAAGGGGCUCUCCACGCCUGCUCAAGUGGCAAUAGGAUAACAAAGCCAUAGUUUGAGCUGGGAGGGAUGGGGGAGAUGUCCCUGCCCUCCUGUGCCUCCCUGCCAGCACCCCCCUGCCAGAGCCCAGGGCCUGCUAGAGCCAGCCCCACCCUCUGAGGCCCCCCAGGUCAUCUGCACACACCCCUCAGCCUAUAAGGUGGAUGUGAAUGUGGCUCGGGAUCUCAGAGAGAGCCUCCACCUUCAGUGUCACCCAAAAGUGGAGCAUGGCAAGGAUCUGUGGAGUAAAUGACUCAGCUCCUCUGACUGGCAAACCACUCCGAGCCUUAAUAAAGCAAUGGUUGAC